UGCCCGCCAAACCUCAAGCACAACAACAACAACGAUGACCACAAGAGUAUCUGUCAAAGGCUUGGAUUCAGCCGCAUUGAAUGAAGAGGCGCUGAGCGUACUGUUUGAGGACUGCACGAUUAAGGAUGUUGAGGUCGUGUCGUCCGGCGCAGCUUCGUAUGCUAUUGUCACCUUCAAGGACGACAGUGACGUGCAGCGAGCAAAGGACAACGUUGACGGACAGUUUGUUGGCAAGAAGCAAGUCAGCGUGACACCCAUUGCCGACUCAGCGCCAGCGUCAGAGCCCGCCCGUUCAGAUGCGCGCGGGUUUGCGCGCGAUGCUGCUGGGCCAGGCAGCCGAGGAUCGCUGCUGUCCAGGUCGCCACAGCAGCCAGCAUCGUCGCCACCGUCAUCGCGAUGGGGCCAAAGCGGCGGCCGCUGGCACGCAGGGCCGGGCAGGGCGGCAGCAGACCGGUUUGGUCGGUCCCCGCCAUCUGCGCCAUCACACAUGACAGGCGGCAGGCGCCAAUCCCCCUCACGCACAAUGCAGGGCGGCCCACCGCCACCACCAUCAUCAUCGUCAUCGUUCCGCUCUGGCGGGGGCAGGUCUGCUGCACCUGACGCGUUGUCGCGUGGUGGUGGUGGUGCUCGCGGGCCGCAAAGCCCCGGAUACAGAGGUGGCCCUCCCCCUCCUCCUUCUGCUUCUUCUUCUCACACACACCAGCAGCCGGCACGAACAGCACCAACAUCAGCAGCACCAGCGUCGUCGUCAUAUCACGGCCGCCACCAUCACGAGGCUGCGCGUGCGGGGUGCGGGCGUGCGCGGUGGUGGCGCUCUUUCCCAAAGCCGUCCUUCCAAGCAAAGGCAGCGUCUGGAGAUACCCCAGCGUUGCCGUAUCAGCAUCCGCAGUUUGUUCUGAAAGGCGCAACGGAUGUGGACACAAUCUCCUUUGUUCCGUCUGAUGCCAGCGGCUUCCUUCCUUCAGAGAGUCAAGAGGACAUCGCGUCUGGCAAGUUCGUCCUCUGCACACUGAAGCGUGGGGCGGCUGCAAGUGCGCACGCUGUGUCGAAGGAGGAAGCGCUUGAGCUUCAGCAGCAGCUGCGGGCAACGAUCACAUCAGCACAGGACAUGCACGCGGCCUGCUCUGCUCGCAUCCUCUUUGGCAUGUCGUACUUUGUUCUUCCCAAGGAAUGCGCACACAAGCCGAUUCCGCCAUCGGAAGUUCGCCAGAUGCUCGCCGAGCAGUACAUCCGACACAUCCUCAACAGCCACCUGCCCCAGCAGGAGUGGGACGAGCUGACGUAUGCCAUCUGCAACGCCAAUGCGCAGUGGCAGUAUGUUGGCGGUGCUGUUGCGGUGGAGGCGAGAUAUUCCGACGGCGCCACGGCCCUCUUCACCGUCGACAAGCACGGCGACCUCACCCCAGACACACACGCACUCGACAUGGCGGCGUCACUGCGCACUCCCAAACCGUUUCUGACACGGACAGAAGCGGCUGACAAGCUGUCAUCCAUGACACUUGAGCCGUCAGAGUUGACAGCUCCGCAGACGCUGCAGCGCAACGAGCGCUACGACCUGAUCAACGUGGCAGGUGGAUGGUACAUUCGCCUCUGCACGGCAAGAGUCUGGAAAGACGAUCGGAAGCGGUAUCAGUGGGCGGAUAUGGUACACAGGCGACUGGGCGACAAUGAGGCUGGCCCUGGUGCGGGCAAGCAGCCGCACUUUCCGGCUGCGAGCACGGUUGUGCUGCACGCGGGACUGCGCAUUGACUACACAUUGGAGCUGUCGGAGGUGCCGCCAUCACCGGACGAAACGUCCACCCCGCCCGCAGCGGAGGAGGCGCUCAGAUCAGCCAUCAACGGCAUUGUCACAGCGGACACCGUCAUGGGGAAACUCGGCACUGGCCGUCGCUAGCUCGCACACACACACAUGCUCACACACACACGCAUACUCACACACACACACACACACACGCCCACACACACACACACACAUGCUCACACUCAAACAUGCACGAGUCAUUCAUCUUCGUCUUUUGCGCCUUUGCAUUUUGUUGUGCUUGUGCUGUUCCACCAUGGCUGGCUGGCUCACUGUCAUCCCAUCGUGUCAUCCCAUCGUGUCACGCCACACGUGUGCGCUUGCUGCGGCUGUUGGAAUUACGAGUGCGUUUGUGCUGUUGCGUUGAGUCUGUUUCGUUCUUGCUCUUGUUCUGCUUCUGAUCACUCGGUUAUGAAAGUCUACAUACAUAUACGUGGCUGUCGAAAGAACGAAGCGCGUUGCAACGAG
This is a messenger RNA of Salpingoeca rosetta, 2266 nucleotides long. RefSeq lists its product as uncharacterized. Lineage: Eukaryota; Choanoflagellata; Craspedida; Salpingoecidae. The transcript has 13 exons. The coding region runs from base 35 to 1894 and encodes 619 amino acids. Gene Ontology annotation, molecular function: RNA binding. The record is from RefSeq and is a predicted model, not a curated record.